Messenger RNA from Cricetulus griseus (Chinese hamster), 4426 nucleotides. Lineage: Eukaryota; Metazoa; Chordata; Mammalia; Rodentia; Cricetidae. The record is from RefSeq and is a predicted model, not a curated record.
GGCUAGGGGCUUUUCUUCAGUAACCCUCUACAAAGGGUCAUGGUCACCUAGGACCUAGUGCUGCUUGCAGUACUUAGAUGUGGCCACCAGGAACCGAGCCGCAGAAAGGCGGAAGCCGAUUGGUUGCCAGGCGCGUCGAAAGGGCGGAGUCCGGGAGUCGGGAGUUGGGGGCUGGGAGAGCGCCCCCGGGGCAAACCUAGCCGGGAUGUAGUCACCUCAGGCGGCUCCCGGUCGGUUAUCGUAGUGCCGGGGUUUCUGUUCAACCUGGCUUUACAGUGGAGCCUGGGGAGCAGCGCCGCGGCCCAGAGAUCCGGGCAGGGCAGUAGCUGUCACCUCCGUCGCAGGCCUGAGUUACCUGAGCAACUGCGUGCCAGAGGCUCCUAGGAGUCUUAGGAUCCCGGAGACCUCGGUGUCCUCUGGGGCCUGCAGGUCGCACGUUGAAGUCCUAGCUGCUGUCGCUCACCGCUGGUCCGCGGGGCGAGGUCAGGUGCCCCCCUUCUCUCCUCCCUUCUUUCCCUCCCCCACCUCAGUGCGGGCGGGAGAUCCUGCCCGCCUCCUCCCGCAGGGGUGCAGCAGGCUGCGGAGCUGACAGCGGCCCCACAGCCACCCUGCCCAAACUCUCCGGAAGCAGCUAGAGCUCAGGCCGCCGAAGCCCCGGCGGACCCACUGUUGGACCGGAGGGUCCGGUCCUUCUGCGCCCAAACUUGGAGCACUUGACCUUCGGCUGUUGGAGGAGGCAAGCCCGCAGGUGGCUGGACAGCUGUGGUGCCGCGAGGGCAUCUUGCCUGGGAAUCAUCGGCUGCAUUCCCCGACUCUGGGAUUUGCUUCUGGGAUCUGCUUCUGGGAUCCCCAAAGGUGUCUACAUCAAGCGCAUGUUGACUGAGACUUACAGUCAUGGAUGUGUGCGCCCGUCUUGCCCUGUGGCUUCUUUGGGGGCUCCUCCUGCAUCAGGGCCAGAGCCUUAGCCAUAGUCACAGCGAAAAGAAUACAGGAGCCGGCUCUGGGACGACUUCAGAGGAGUCCACUGAAGCAGAGUUUUGCCGGAUUGACAAGCCCCUGUGCCACAGUGAGGAUGAGAAGCUCAGCUUCGAGGCUGUCCGCAAUAUUCACAAGCUGAUGGAUGAUGAUGCCAACGGUGAUGUGGAUGUGGAAGAAAGUGAUGAGUUCCUAAGGGAAGACCUCAAUUACCAUGAUCCGACAGUGAAGCACAGCACCUUCCAUGGCGAGGAUAAGCUUAUCAGCGUGGAGGAUCUGUGGAAGGCAUGGAAGUCAUCAGAAGUGUACAACUGGACUGUCGAUGAGGUGAUACAGUGGCUGAUUACGUAUGUGGAGCUACCUCAGUAUGAGGAGACCUUCCGGAAGUUGCAACUUACUGGCCAUGCCAUGCCAAGGCUAGCUGUAACCAAUACCACCAUGACAGGGACUGUACUGAAGAUGACAGAUCGGAGCCACAGGCAGAAGCUACAGCUGAAGGCCCUGGAUACAGUGCUCUUUGGGCCUCCUCUCUUGACUCGACAUAAUCACCUCAAGGACUUCAUGCUGGUGGUGUCUAUUGUUAUUGGUGUGGGCGGCUGCUGGUUUGCCUAUAUUCAGAACCGUUACUCCAAGGAGCACAUGAAGAAGAUGAUGAAAGAUCUGGAAGGGUUACACCGAGCUGAGCAGAGUCUGCAUGACCUGCAGGAAAGGCUCCAUAAGGCCCAGGAGGAGCACCGCACAGUGGAAGUAGAGAAGGUCCAUCUGGAGAAGAAGCUGCGUGAUGAGAUCAAUGUUGCCAAGCAGGAAGCUCAGAGGCUGAAGGAGCUGAGGGAGGGUACUGAGAAUGAGAGGAGCCGCCAAAAAUAUGCCGAGGAAGAGCUGGAGCAGGUUCGGGAGGCCUUGAGGAAAGCAGAGAAGGAGCUGGAAUCACACAGCUCAUGGUAUGCUCCUGAGGCCCUUCAGAAGUGGUUGCAGCUGACGCAUGAGGUGGAGGUGCAGUACUACAACAUCAAGAAGCAAAAUGCCGAGAAGCAGCUGCUGGUGGCCAAGGAGGGGGCUGAGAAAAUAAAAAAGAAGAGAAACACGCUUUUUGGUACCUUCCAUGUGGCCCACAGCUCCUCCCUGGAUGAUGUGGAUCAUAAGAUCUUAACUGCUAAGCAAGCACUGAGCGAGGUGACAGCAGCACUGAGGGAGCGUCUGCACCGGUGGCAGCAGAUUGAGAUCCUCUGUGGCUUCCAGAUUGUCAAUAACCCUGGCAUCCACUCCUUGGUGGCUGCCCUCAACAUAGACCCCAGCUGGAUGGGCAGUACUCGGCCUAACCCUGCCCACUUCAUCAUGACUGACGACGUGGAUGACAUGGAUGAGGAGAUUGUGUCACCCUUGUCCAUGCAGUAUGCUGCCUGGCUGAUGGGGCGUAGGUUCAGUGACCGCUCUCUCUGCUCUACAUCCGCCGGCUCGGAUGAUCAGUCCCUCUGGAAAUACCCGGCCCCCAGCCUGCAGAGCAGUGUUCGGCAGCGCCUGACGGAGCCACAGCUUGGCCUGGGAUCUCAGAGGGAUUUGACCCAUUCCGAUUCGGAGUCCUCCCUCCACAUGAGUGACCGCCAGCGUGUGGCUCCCAAGCCUCCUCAGAUGGGCCGUGCUGCAGAUGAAGCUCUCAAUGCCAUGCCUUCCAAUGGCAGCCAUCGGCUGAUUGAGGGGGUCCAUCCAGGAUCUCUGGUGGAGAAACUGCCUGACAGCCCUGCUCUGUCCAAGAAGGCAUUACUCGCGCUGAACCAUGGUCUAGAUAAGGCCCACAGCCUGAUGGAGCUGAACCCUUCAGGCCCACCUGGUGGCUCCCCACUUUUGGAUUCUUCCCAUUCUCAUAGUGCCAGUUCCCCAGACCCAGACACACCUUCACCAAUUGGGGAUAGCCGAGCUCUGCAGGGUAGCCGAAACACACGAAUUCCCCACUUGGCUGGCAAGAAGGCUGUGGCUGAGGAGGAUAAUGGUUCUAUUGGUGAGGAGACAGACUCUAGCCCAGGCAGGAAGAAGUUUCCACUCAAAAUUUUUAAGAAGCCUCUUAAGAAGUAGGCAGGAUAGGGUGGCAGUGUUGAGACAGCCUGUCCUUCCCUGGGUUUUCUGCCUUCUCCCCCUUCCUGUCUUUGCGAAAUCUGGCCCCUAGAGUGGGCGUGGAGGGGCUGGCCCAGGGGCCUGGGCACUGUACAUACCUGCCCCACUCAUCCUUGGCCCUUCAUCAUUAUUUAUUAACUGACCACCGUGGCCGGCCUGCCCUGAAACCCUUCCAACCAUGGCUGCUGCUGUCACACCCUCUCCACUCCAGUGCAUGUCCCAGUGCUGUCCCCUCAGUUCCCAGCUCCACUUGUCUCUGCUGUCCCAGUUUUGAGGUUUGGUUUUUGUUUCUGUCCCCUGCUUUCAGGCUCCUCUGCCCCAUUAUUCCCCAACUUUCCUAGCAGUUGUGGGAAGAUAGGAGGGGUGAUUUCUGAUACCUGUACCUCAGAUCUCUUCAUCCAACUCAUAAUCAUUCUGCUUACCCCAGACUGGGCCAAGGUCCUAAUCUCUGAGGUUUGUUCUAUGGAAGUGUGAUGAGCUGGAGGGAACCUCAUCCUGGAGCUCAUUUGAAUCUCCAGGGCUUCAUUCAGGGAGUGAACCAGCUCCCAGGGAACAAGUCACCAGAGUUUUGAGGAGAGGCCAGGCUUGUAUUGAUGGGGAGAGACUUCUCUUAGUAGGAGGAUGAGUAGAUGCCAAAGCUGUGGGCAAUAAGGCACUUGCCAUUUCUCUCUUGCCCUGCCCACUUCUGCCUUCCUCUUACCUCCUCUGUUCCCCUAUAUUGCAGGAGUGUGUCUCUUAAGAGGUGCUGCCCUGAAACUCCUCAAGCAUCAGUACUACUAGGGCUCAGGACAACUGGCUCCCCUGGCUAUGGGAGCCACAGUCAUGACACAGGGCUCUUGUGGAGCCCUGGGCAAGGAUGUUGUAUUUGAACCAAAAGACAAACAGUUUUAAAGUAAAAUAAAAUAAAUCUCCUGAAUUUCCCAAGUGCCUGCACAGCAUCCUCCCUUGUCAGACUCCAUUUUCAUGUUACUGCAUAGCCUGGGCCAGAGGCUCAAAAUGGACACAACUGUUCUGGGGAAGGGGUGGUGAAGGAAGAUGGUACAUGUAUAUGAAGGCUGCUGUGUGACCACUUCUCCCCUCACGCCUCCCAUCUUCCAGACAACUCUCCUUUAUCUGUUUUUGCUAUGGCUGUAAAGGUAUUUUUCCUUCUGCCCCAUUCUGUUAUGCCUUUACCCUGAGAUCCUAGUUUGGGCCUGGGUUGGGUGCAGCUGGGGCUGGUCUUAGGUGGGUGCCAGGCUCUAGACUGCCUUGUAGCCCCCUGGACACCCUCACAUGGGUUUUUCUGUGUUAUUUCAUAAGAUUCUUUGAAGUCCAAUAAAGCAUGUAGGAGAUUUUAACCUCU